Messenger RNA from Mucor velutinosus, 621 nucleotides. RefSeq lists its product as uncharacterized. NCBI's taxonomy places the organism in Eukaryota, Fungi, Mucoromycota, Mucoromycetes, Mucorales, Mucoraceae. The transcript has 2 exons. The record is from RefSeq and is a predicted model, not a curated record. The coding region runs from base 1 to 621 and encodes 206 amino acids.
AUGAGUAGCACCUCAACGGCAGCAGCAGCUGUGGUUGUUCAGCCACCAGUAGAUGUGCAAAUCUUGAAGAGACAGCUGAAAGGAGCUGUUGGUUCAUUUGUCGAGGACAAACUACCAACAAUAUUAACCAAUCGAUACAAUACCACCAGCUUGCAAAAUCAAUUAGACGAUUUACUAAUUCAGUAUUGCCCCAGCAUUUACACAAAUCAACAACGAGCUGUCUCCCACCAAUGUCUACUAGAUAACCGAGAAUUGUUUUUGCAGGACAUCUAUUCGUACACAACAUACGAACUACAAUCCACUUUAUUGAAAGUAAAUGAAUUUGACUUGCCGAGAUUGUUUGAGAAAACAAGGGCACAAAUCUCGGGAAUCUUGAUCCACUUUAAUCAACACACAUUGGAUAAAAAUCAUCAUCGACUCGAGCUCAAGAUCAAAGCAUCCAAGGCGCCGGCAGUGGCUAUCGAUGACACAUCACUCUCUUUACCGCCUAGCUAUUAUGAUAACAACAAGUUCCGUAACUGGAUUACGCCGGAAAUGAUUCUAGACUUCAUCACAACAGUGACACAUUCAGACAACGAGGAAGAACAUACCAUUCAACAUUUUAUAGAUUUAUCCAUGUAG